AGACCCUGAAGUCAUGCGCACACUUCCAAAGUUGGACACUGAGCUUUAUCAGCUCCUCUCCAUGGAUGUACAGGAGCAUUACGAGAACAUAUUUCCCGUCAUCUCUUCUGCGUUCUGUGGCAGCCAGAGAGAUGGAGAGGAUUCACGCUAACGCAUCGCGCAGCAUCCCUUGAUCGCGCAGCUCCUCGCGGAGGAUGUGGUUUGCCGGCGCGGCCAUCGCCUCCGUUUACGGGGCCAUCAGCGUUUUGGGACUCAUUGGCAACAUCACGCUCAUCAAGACGUUUUGCUCGGCCAAAUCUAUCCGCAAUGUUCCCAAUCUGUUCAUGUCGAGCCUUGCACUGGGGGACGUUUUGCUGCUGGUGACAUGCGCUCCGGUGGACGCCAGCCGCUACCUUUCGGACGAGUGGCUGUUUGGGAGGCUGGGCUGUAAGGUCAUCCCCUUCAUUCAGCUCACCUCUGUCGGGGUGUCCGUGUUCACCCUCACGGCCCUCUCUGCUGACAGGUACAGGGCCAUCGUGAAGCCCCUUGAUCUUCAAAAAUCGACCACCACAACCAGCAUUGUCCUGCGAGCCGCAUUCAUCUGGGUCUUCUCCCUCAUCUUGGCAAUCCCCGAGGCUGUGUACUCGGACCUGCACACCUUCAAUGUGACCUCUACAAACGAGAGCUUUGUUACUUGCGCCCCCUACCCCCACGCCGGAAAACUGCACCCUCAGAUUCACUCCAUGGCCUCCUUCCUCAUUUUCUACGUCAUCCCCCUGUUGGUGAUAAGCAUGUACUACACCUUCAUCGCCCGCAGCCUUUUCAAGAGUGCGUCCAACCUUCCCAUGGAGGGGAAUGUCCAUGCGAGACGACAGGUAGAAUCCAGAAAACGGUUGGCCAAGACAGUUCUUGUGUUCGUUGGUCUCUUUGCAGUGUGCUGGCUGCCCAGUCACGCCAUCUACUUGUACCGCUCCUAUCACUAUUCCCAGGUGGACACGUCUCUGGGUCACUUUGUGUUCAGCGUUGUUGCUCGGAUUCUGGCCUUCACCAACUCCUGCAUGAACCCGUUUGCUCUUUACCUGCUGAGCAAAACCUUCAAGAAGCAGUUCAACCAGCAGCUGUGCUGCUGCCGUCAUUUCAUGUUCAAACACUCCCCGCAGAGCCCAACACAUUAUAACACACGCAUGACUUCAGUCCACAGCACACGUCACUCUGUGGCAAGUCUGACAAUGAUCAAUGGCAGGCAGCUCUGUCAGGAGGACUGCGUGUAAAAGUGUUUGUGAGAGAGAGAUGUAAAUUUGUGAUCUUUUUCUCCACAUGAAAAGCUAAACGUUGAAAAUCUAGACUUUAAAAACACUAUAGAGUUCUGUGGUGAUGACUUUGUGUAAAAUGUUCGGUGUAGACUUGCGAUUGUGGUUGUGAAAUAACUUCAAUGCUGUUUACAUUUUUUUUUUUUUUUUUUACACUUUUAAAGUUUCUAGGCUGCAUUUAUGCAUUUGAGAAGACAGCCUGCAAGCUUUCAUGUACAGUUUGGCAAAUUAUGUGGUUAAUGAUCAAUUUGUGCUUGUAUAUGUCUAUCAGUUUGUUUUUUAAUGAAUCUCCUUAUGGUCUAUUCCUAAAAUAGCAUAAAACAUAAGCAAAAGAAAGAAAAAAAAACAGAAUAGGUACAUCAGUUGGAAGCAGUCUCUGUAUUUUGAUGGACAAGGCAUUGAAGAAAUGCAUGAGAGAAAGACUCUACCUCCCAGAGAAAGAAAUUAAGCCCAAAUUGCCAACUAAGAACGCGUUAAAACUUACUUAAUUUCCCAAAUAUUUUUAAAAUAAUUAAUCAUUAGUUAGUUUUAAAUGGUGGUUAGUGUUUUAAAAUAUUGUAAUAUUUAGGUAAAGUUUGUUUUUUUCUUUCCAUCUCACCCUCAACUUGAUCAGCAUCAAUGGGUUCAGAGUUACUUCAAAUCCAAAUUUUCUCUGGCUCGAGCCAAACUGGGAAACAAUCCACAAAAACCAGCCAGGGAGUUGGGCCAGAUCUCCCAGUCACAGAAAGGCACAUUGGUUCAAACAGCUGUUUGGUUUGAGACCCGGUCCAUUUCACAAAGAGUUGACCGAACAAGAUCAGUAGAAUAAAGAAGAUCACAGCUUCUUUAUUCUACUGCUAUGAAGAACUCAGUAUUUUUCUUCUCCUAAUUUUGUUUCUUCAAAAUAUCACCAGAUAUAACAACGUCAUAGUUAAACUCUGGAAAAUCUUCCUUCAAACUCCUGGGAGAGAUGAAAAAAAACUUUUGAUUAAAGUAAAACCUUUAGUUGGCAUAGAUAAUAUCUGAGACUUUUUUUUUUUUAUUCCUAUUUUUGACAGAAUAAAAAUUGUGGAGCAUGUUAUUUAUAUUCUGUUAAUUACAUCAGUAGAAAAUAGAUGUUGAUGUGAUGAUAACGAAUGUAUUUGUUGACUAUGUGCAGUUAAUUUGCAGAUAAUUGUUCUCCUCAUUAGUAUAGUGGUGAGUAUCCCCGCCUGUCACGUGGGAGACCGGGGUUCGAUUCCCCGAUGGGGAGUGAAGUUUGUUUCAGAUCCCUCUUGAAAAUGAGAUCUAGAUCUCAACAGGGUUUA
Messenger RNA from Xiphophorus couchianus (Monterrey platyfish), 2575 nucleotides. It is a transcript of the gene grpr, whose product is annotated as gastrin-releasing peptide receptor. Gene Ontology annotation, cellular component: plasma membrane. Gene Ontology annotation, biological process: G protein-coupled receptor signaling pathway. The transcript is spliced from 4 exons. NCBI's taxonomy places the organism in Eukaryota, Metazoa, Chordata, Actinopteri, Cyprinodontiformes, Poeciliidae. Gene Ontology annotation, molecular function: neuropeptide receptor activity. Bases 195 to 1250 code for a protein of 351 amino acids. The record is from RefSeq and is a predicted model, not a curated record.